Messenger RNA from Phanerochaete carnosa HHB-10118-sp, 1945 nucleotides. RefSeq lists its product as uncharacterized. The record is from RefSeq and is a predicted model, not a curated record. The transcript is spliced from 7 exons. The annotation marks the transcript as partial. Lineage: Eukaryota; Fungi; Basidiomycota; Agaricomycetes; Polyporales; Phanerochaetaceae.
CAAUGCUCCAGGACGCUGGUCACCGAUCCUUUCUAGUACAUAUACCGUCACCCAAGUCUCUGAAACUUACCGCUCCUUCCGAGAUGUUCUCGCUCUCCAGCGCAGACCACACAGCUGCCUGCGCGCGAAAGCAGCAAGCUAUUGCUGACCUCCUCACCCGCUACGCGCCCCUGUAUGAUAAGCCGAUCACAAAGAAGGACGCAGACCUUCUUAGAUUAUCUCUCGUGGACCUGGCUGAGAGUUGUACGAAUGGCGAGCUAUCGCCUUCGGACGUUCUCGAUACAUAUGGGAAGAAGUGCCUAGCCGCACAUACCAAAACAAACUGUCUCACAGAUCUCAUGUUCGGUGAGGCGCUUCUUUCAUACGCCCCUAAUCGUCCAUUGUCGGGCGUUCCGGUCAGCUUGAAGGAUGUUGUCGACAUCGAAGGACAUGACACCACCGUCGGUUUCUCUUCCAAGGCCAACCGGCCGGUCUCAUCUUCAGCACCAAUCGUUCAACUACUCAAGGACGCAGGUGCCCUUGUUCACGUUAAGACGACGGUACCUACAGGCCUCCUUUCCUUCGAAUGCGCAUCCAAUCUCUUUGGCACCACGACAAACCCAUACAAUGCGCACUUUUCGCCCGGUGCUUCGACCGGCGGCGGCGGCGCUUUGCUCGCAUGCGGUGGGAGCAAGGUCGAGAUCGCCAGCGAUAUUGGCGGAAGCGCCAGACUCCCUUCAGCGUACUGCGGCGUAUACGGCAUGAAGGCUUCUUCAGGACGUUUCCCAACGCUAGGCGUCCAGACAUGCGCGCCCGGACUUGAUCGCAUACAGACUGCAUCCCCAAUGGCGAAGAGUCUCGACGAUCUCCAAGCGUUCUGGGAGCGAGUGGUGAAAAUGAAACCCUGGGAAUAUGACCACACGUGUGUUCCAAUCCCGUGGCGAUCCGUAGACUUCGUAUCUGAAGGCCGGAAACCGAAGUGGGGCGUCAUAUGGAACGAUGGGCUCAUUACACCCACUCCUGCGUGUAAACGUGCUCUCCAGCUCGCCGUGGAUGCGUUACGACAGCAGGGACAUGAGGUCGUUGACUUUGAGGGACCGGACCCGCUCGAAGGUCUGACAAUAGGCUUUCCUCUCACACUUGCAGACGGAGGCAGCUCUGUGACGUUUCCCAUCUCAUCUGGAGAAACCAUAAAUCCUGCGAUCUCGGCUCUCCUUACUACUGCCAAACUCCCUUCCCUCGUCAAGCGACUCGUUGUGAACUGCCUCCGCUGGUUCUCCUCACCGCCUGGGCGGAAUGAUGCAUAUGCGAGGCUCAUAGAGUGCUUGCACCCCUGCUCUAUCGCAGAUGAGCGAAAGCUUAGCAUCCUCGUUGAAGAGUACCGAACAAGAUGGGCGGGUGCCAUGACAGAGCAGGGCGUCGACUUCAUCCUGACGGUACCGCAUGCGCUACCACCCAUGCCCAAGGAUGGUACAGGCACCGCUACUCUACUUUCUGCCAACUACUGCUUCCUCUAUAACAUUCUCGAUUACCCUGCUGGAGUCGUCCCGACGACCUUCGUGGACGACAAGCUAGACGUGCUGCCUCCAAAUUUUAUAAGCAGCAAAACGUACGCGCGCUUCAACGAUGCUGAACGAGCGAUAUACUCGCUAUAUGACCCACAAUCGAUGCACGGUCUCCCUCUCGCGGUGCAAAUCGUGGGCAAACGCUUCGAGGAAGAGAAGGUGCUAGAAGGCAUGCAAGUCGUCGAACGUGCUCUCAAGGCUUCUGGCAAGCCUUUUAUACAGAAGGACUUUUGAUCAGCAGCUGUGUUGCAAGGUCUAAGUUCUCGUACUCUAUGAAAACUGCCACUUCACGGUCGAUCUUUUUCUUGGAAUUGGAUGGUUGCUACGCCUCGUUGGCACUAAUCUUCGGCUACUGUUGCAGUCUCCUUUCUGUCUCUACGCCCUCCUACAUUAUAUACAUU